This is a messenger RNA of Rhodamnia argentea, 1291 nucleotides long. RefSeq names its product cytosolic sulfotransferase 12-like. The transcript has a single exon. Gene Ontology annotation, cellular component: cytoplasm. Lineage: Eukaryota; Viridiplantae; Streptophyta; Magnoliopsida; Myrtales; Myrtaceae. Bases 1 to 1005 code for a protein of 334 amino acids. Gene Ontology annotation, biological process: sulfation. The record is from RefSeq and is a predicted model, not a curated record. Gene Ontology annotation, molecular function: sulfotransferase activity.
AUGCAAGCCUCUCAAUCUCCUCCUUCAGACGAUGUAAGGUACUGGCGAGACGAUGACAUGCCGCAAGCAGUCAAGGACUUGGUCUCCUCUCUCCCUUCAGAAGAAAACUGGGUCACCAACACUCUUCGCUUGUACCAAGGCUUCUGGUUCCCCUCUUGGCGGUUGAAUGGCAUCGUCAAUUGCCAAAACCACUUCCAAGCUCACCCCUCUGACAUCCUCCUCGUCACCAACCCGAAAUCCGGUACCACCUGGCUAAAGGCCAUCCUCUUCGCUCUUUUGAACCGUACCAAGUACUCGAACUCUGACUCACAACAACGCCACCCUCUCCUAACCCAAAACUCCCACGAGAUCGUGCCCUACUUGGAGAACAAGCUCCAUCUCGAGCAAGAAAAUCCCGAUCUCUCUGCUUUAGCGUCCCCGAGGCUCUUCGCCACCCACUUGCCUCACUCCUCACUUCCCCAGUCGGUGAGCGACUCCAAGUGCAAGCUGGUUUACCUGGUUCGGAACCCUAAGGACACCUUCAUCUCAAUGUGGCACUUCCUCAACAAGAUGAGGCCGGAAGAGAAGGGCCAGAUUUCGAUCCAGGAGUGCCUCGACAAGUUUUGUCGAGGGGUGAGCCCUUAUGGGCCUUACUGGGAUCAUGUGCUGGGUUACCACAAAGCGAGCUUGGAGAAGCCAGAGAAGGUAUUGUUCGUGACGUACGAACAGAUGAAAUUGGACCCGCAUGCUCAUGUGAGGAGGUUGGCCGAUUUCGUGGGGUGUCCAUUCAGCGAAGAAGAACUGAGGGACGGGACGGUGGAGGGUAUACUGAGGAUGUGUAGCUUCGACAAUUUGAGAGCAUUGGAGGUGAAUAAGAGCGGGAAGCUGUGGAAUGGAGUCGAGACCAAGUUGUUCUUCAGGAGAGGCGAGGUUGGAGAUUGGGUGAAUUACAUGAGUGCUGAAAUGGGGGAGAGAAUUGACGGUGUCAUGGACGAGAAGUUGCAUGGUUCUGGUUUGAAGCUUUGAAGUUGGGAUAAAUUAGAAGGGAGUGUCUGCGGGCCAUUGAUGAAGCUUCACCUCCAUAGAGAGAUGUUUCAAGGUUGUGAUUCUAAGUGUUCAUGUACUUGGCCAACACGUAGUUGACUAAUAAAACGCUGCCUUCUUUCUCACUGCGAGCUUAUGGAUUUAUCUUCUGUUAUUCUUUUCAAUUCGUUUUACUUUUGCUGUGUGAAUUAUAAACACACUGGUUCGUAUUUGUAUGUCGUCCGACAGAUUGAGUAGCUAAACGAAGGAUGUUUGUGUCUUGGAGAGA